CAUGCCCCAAGCAGAAGAAGCGAAGCGAAGCGGUGGGAAGUCCUGGGCGCCUCUGUUUCGUCACACGCCGCGCUGGCCCUAGCCGAGGAGAAGUUUUCCAAACCCCCAUGCGUUUUCCUACGGGGAAAAUGUUGUUACAACAGGGUAGCUGUUUGUAGGUGUAUUUGAACGGAAAUCAUGACACUUUUGAGCGUUCAAGACAACAAAAGUCAGGCACAAUAGCACUGUUUUUCUUUGUUUAUGCUGUAUGCGCUAGUCGGGGCAGUGUUAUUGGAUAGUAGUAUUGUGGUCUAGACGAGUUUUCUCAACCCCCUUCUCUCCGGAGCGCUGGCUAACAUUAGCAGCAUAGCUGCUGCCUCUUCCAUACUUUCGUAGAACAACGGGAAAGUUGAGUUGAGUUGGGAGACAUGGCGGAGACCAAAAUAAUUUAUCACAUCGACGAAGAGGAGACGCCGUACUUGGUGAAAAUUCCCAUAGCAGCUGAGAAAAUCACUUUGCUAGAUUUUAAACAGGUUUUGAACAAGCCAAACUACAAAUUCUUCUUCAAGUCUAUGGAUCAGGACUUCGGGGUGGUGAAGGAGGAGAUCUCAGACGACAGUGCCAAGCUGCCAUGCUUCAACGGAAGAGUUGUCUCCUGGUUGGUGUCCUCUGAUACCCCAGCAGCCGAACCCCCUCCAGCCCCUCCAGUAGAGGUCCAGUCUCAGCCCUCACCUCCCCCUCCUCCCCUGCCUCCACCUCCGGUCGAGAGGACGGGGGGCAUUGGAGACUCCAGACCCCCUUCCUUCCAUCCCAACACUGCUGGCAGCCUGGAGUCUUUAGAUGAUCAGACAGAGACCGAGUCAGUGGUGUCUUUCAGGAGAGAGAGAUCUCGACCCAGAGAGAGCUUAGACCAACAUGGGCCGCGUGUGAAUGGACAGUCCCGUAUGGACAGACACCUGGCCGGCUAUGAGAGUGCUACUGUGAUGAGCAGUGAACUGGACACCACGAGCUUCUGUGAUUCAGACGACGAUGAUACGAUGAGCAGGUUCAGCAGCUCCACUGAACAAAGCACAGCGUCUAGACUGCUGAAGCGCCACCGCAGACGCAGGAAACAGCGCCCACGUCUGGAGAGAGCUUCCUCUUUCAGCAGUGUGACAGAUUCAACAAUGUCCCUAAACAUUAUUACAGUCACCCUUAACAUGGAGAAGUAUAACUUCCUGGGCAUCAGUAUAGUGGGUCAGAGUAAUGAGAGAGGUGAUGGAGGCAUCUACAUCGGCUCCAUCAUGAAGGGAGGAGCUGUAGCUGCAGACGGACGCAUUGAACCUGGAGACAUGCUGCUGCAGGUGAAUGACAUCAACUUUGAGAACAUGAGUAAUGAUGACGCGGUCAGGGUGCUCCGUGAGAUUGUCCAUAAACCUGGACCCAUCACCCUGACUGUGGCAAAAUGUUGGGACCCUGCUCCACAAGGUUAUUUCACCCUGCCACGCAAUGAGCCGAUCCAGCCCAUAGAUCCAGCAGCAUGGAUCAAUCAUUCAGUGGCUCUCACAGGGGUGUUUCCGUCCUACCCGAGCAGCACAAUCACCUCCAGCUCAUCUGUCACUGAAACUGAACAUUUUGAUGAGUUCAACCUGUCUCUUCGCUCUGACAUGGCAUCGGUAGCUAAAGCCAUGGCAUCUCCCGAGUCCGGUCUGGAGGUCAGAGACCGGAUGUGGCUGAAGAUCACCAUUCCCAAUGCUUUCCUAGGUUCAGAUGUGGUGGAGUGGUUGUAUCAUCACAUUGAUGGGUUUCAGGACAGACGGGAAGCCCGUAAAUAUGCCAGUAACCUACUAAAGGCUGGUUUCAUCAGACACACUGUUAACAAGAUCACCUUCUCUGAACAGUGUUAUUAUAUAUUUGGAGACUUCAGUAAUUGUGAAAAUUACAUGGCCAACCUUUCUCUAAAUGAUAACGAUGGUUCCAGCGGUGCUUCAGACCAGGACACCCUUGCGCCUCUUCCCUUACCAGGGGCAACACCAUGGCCUCUGCUCCACUCUUUCGCGUACCAGUACCCUCACCCCUACUCCACCCAGCCCCCUCCUUAUCAUGAGCUCUCCAACUACAGCUAUGGCCCAGGCAGUGCAGGCAGCCAGCACAGCGAAGGGAGUCACAGCAGUGGCUCCACACGCAGUGACGGAGAGAAGAGAAGGGGCAGUAAAAGUGUAUCUGGCAGCACGGCUGGCGGCAGUGUACGUGAUGAUAAGUCUCCUGGUGGGGGCGGGGCUGACUCGCGUUCCGGCAGCGGCAGCGAAUCAGAUUACUCUGUUCGCAGCAGCCUGAGACGAGACCACGGCUCAGCCACGCCCAGUGAACACAGUCGCUCCAGUCAGCGCUCGAGCCAGCGCUCGCAUCAUCGCGUUCCUCCACCCGCACAUCUCGCCCCGUAUCCGCCUGGAAUCCCCAUUCCUUAUAACCCAAUGAUGAUGGUGAUGGUGCCCCAACAUCCACACCCACACCUAGCACUUGGAGCUCCGCACCCACAAACGCCUACUUUGCCGCCCCACCCUGGCAUGCCGCCCUCUGGCACCCCUGGUGGGCCUCCAGGAGCUCCUCCGACCCGAGACCUGGGCUCCGUCCCGCCUGAGCUGACAGCCUCUAGGCAGUCUUUCCACUUGGCUAUGGGCAACCCCAGUGAGUUUUUUGUGGAUGUGAUGUAAUGAAGUAUGUAGCUGUGGAUGUACAGGUGAAGGAGUGAAUGCAGAGAGGUUUGUAGUCACAUGAUAACUGUGAGUUCCACUCUGUGACCGACAGAGAUGUAGUUUACUGUAUCAGUGCAGCUCUUUAGAGUUCGUGUUUGUCCUUGACGGUAGGAACAGGGUUUACGGAAGGGUAGGGAGUCUUGCGUAGCACGGACUUCAACAUCUAUUUUGUCUUUGUGGUAUUCACCACAACAGGGUCUGGCCUUCUUAAAUGACUGAAAAAAUAAUAAUAAUAAUUGGCGGAUUUUUCAGAGUCCUGUUAUUUUCCUUAAACAUUUCCACACAUUUCUCGAAGGCCUCUGAUAAGGAUCUCGUGAUUUUCCAGAAAACAUUUCUAAAAGCAAAUUCAGUUCACUUUAUACACCUUUUUAAAUGACCAACAUGAUAUUCACUAGAAUUAUAACUUUAACCAUUUUAUAAAAAAAAAAAAAUAGUUUUGAGGCUUGUUUCAGUCACGGGAUAAAAACAUAAAAAGGCAAAUGCAACAUUUAUCUUACAGUUUAGUCUUUUUUUUUUUUUCCUUGCAGUUUUGAGAAGAAAAGUCUGAAUUGUGAGAUAUAAACUCCCAAUUGCAAGGGGUGAAAAAAAGAAAUUGUGUAAUUUAAACAUUACCUUUUUUAUUUUUUAAUAAAUGGGACUUUAAACUGCGAGAUGCAAGCUCAGAAUUAUGAGAAAAAAAUCUGAAUGGCAGAAUAUAACCUCUGAAUUAUGAGUCAGUCAGGAUUCGGUUUAUAUUUCACAACUCUGAAUUUUUUUAAAUGUUUUUCUUAAAAUUGCAAAGGGGAACAAUAUGAAUUGUCCGAUUAAAAAGUCCAAAUUAGCUUCGGGCUUCCAUAAUAAAAUGCAUGACUUCAAAAACCUUUAAAAGGAGUGAAAUGUUUGUAACAAUUGAUCUGGUCUAUUAUGUCUCUAUGUAUUGCUUGAAAGUGUAUCAAGGAAUUCUGAAAGCUUUUCUCUCAUGUACUAUAUACUGUACACUUUAAAAAUGACCUUUGUAAACUGUCUCUGUACAGCUGAAUGGAGCCAAGGUUCAUGGAGAUAAAUAUUUGAUGGUUAAUUUCUGAGAUUAAAAACUCUUCUGAUUCCUGGUGUUAGAAAGCAAUCGCUUUCAAAGACUUGAUGGUACACAUCUAAAUAGGCAGACUGUAAAAUGAUUGUACUCAUACGGUACAUGCAGAGGAAGUUUUAACCCCAUAAAGGUACUUUCUGGGUAGAAUGGGAUGUUUAUUCUAUUUUCUACUCCAGAGCUUUUUUUUUUUUUUGACUUUUUGUAUGACUGAUAAUCAUAGCACCUUUUUAUAUGAGUAUACAGGUACAAGUAUACAGGUGCUACAUAAAGACUGAUUCUCAAUGGAAUGCCAUGUUGAAGUGUUACAUUUUAAAAUAUCAUCAGAUACUGUCACUUUUGCAUGUCUUCACUCCAAAUAAAUUUGAUAGAAUUAACUCUGAAA
Messenger RNA from Carassius gibelio (silver crucian carp), 4165 nucleotides. RefSeq names its product dishevelled segment polarity protein 2 (gene dvl2). The transcript has 15 exons. Gene Ontology annotation, cellular component: cytosol. The record is from RefSeq and is a predicted model, not a curated record. Gene Ontology annotation, biological process: canonical Wnt signaling pathway; intracellular signal transduction. The coding region runs from base 408 to 2672 and encodes 754 amino acids. Gene Ontology annotation, molecular function: frizzled binding. NCBI's taxonomy places the organism in Eukaryota, Metazoa, Chordata, Actinopteri, Cypriniformes, Cyprinidae.